GUUUGAUUUCAUAUAUUGCAGGACCACAGCUUUCUGUUCAUGGUGUCCCGAUAUGGGCCUCUGACGAGAGGCCUUAGUGGUCCCACGGCCGUGAUGAAUUCUCAACGGUCGUCGAGGAGAUUGUCAUGCAAUCCUCGAUGUUGUGUACGAUGACAGAGAAGGAAAUGAUCGGCGGAUGUUGCGUGUGUUCUGAUGACCAAGGUUACAAGGACAAUCCUUUAGUUUACUGUGACGGAGACGGUUGUAGUGUUGCAGUUCAUCAAGCUUGUUACGGAAUCGUGAGCGUCCCCAAGGGUGACUGGUAUUGCAGCAAGUGUCAGUCUACUGAGCGAACCGUUAGAGUGCGCUGCGAAUUGUGUCCAUCGAAGGAAGGAGCAUUUAAAAAAGCCGACAAUGGUGGUUGGGCGCACGUCGUUUGUGCCUUAUACAUUCCGGAAGUCACAUUCCAAGAUGUCACAACGAUGGAGCUCAUUCUAUUGAAGAACGUGCCUGGGGAUCGCUUUAAAAGGACGUGCUUUGUUUGUUUGGAGGCUAAUCAGCCAGCGAAUGCUGCGUCUGGGGCGUGCAUGACCUGCAAGAAAAGUGGAUGCAAGCUUGCGUUUCACGUGACGUGUGGUCAGUCGCAAGGGUUAUUGUGUGAAGAAGCUGGGUUAGAUGAGAAUAACGUCACAUAUUGUGGCUAUUGUCCAUCUCACUAUAAACGAAUGGUGAAGCAUAGGAAGGAAGCGAACAUGAAGCCUGUUCCUGCUUAUAAACCAUUGCUCAAGGGGCCCCUGAACGGAGGGGCAAAUGCAAAUCCAGCGGAAGCUCUUCGCUGUGGAAGUGCUGACGGUUCGGUCCUACCGGGAAAUGUUAGUGACUCGAGUUCUACGAGCGGAGAAAAUCUUAAAACCUUGAAGCAGAAAUCGUCGAGUGAUGUGAAAGGGAAGAAUUGUGACGAAAAGAGAAUGGGGAGGAGGCAACGAUCCGCUUCUGGUCGUUCCUCCGCUUCACCCGUCGCAGCUGUUCCGAACUGCUCGACUCAAAGUAAUGGGAAUUCCGCAUCGCUUGGGGUCCGUCCAGCUGCUACAAAUCCCCGCGAAGCAUGUAGUGAGAAAGCUAUGAGUGGUCCAAGUGACAAUUGUUCAAACUUUCCGGCGGGCGUGGAAGUGAAAAAAGAACGCUGUGCGAGUGAAGCGUCGGAUGAACCCGCGCGUUGUGUCUCUGGAAUUGUUGGCGUUAAUGGGAAAGAAAGAUCUGACCAUUCGCUCAGUACUAGUGCGUCUUCGAACCCUGUGUCGGCUGCCUCGUCUGGUACCCAUGAGCAUGUACUUGAUAAGGCGGAAGAAAACGGGUUAUCUGAUUCUCGUGAUGCUGACGAUUCCAUGUCCUGUCCAGUGCCUUCACCCCCUGCGCCGAAUUAUAAUGACCUCUCAUCGCUUGUUGUACCGAAAAGUGGCAAAGGUCAUAAGCGUUUGGGUGGAGACUCGGGAGGCAAGCGUCUGAAACGACUAAAGAAAACUGGCAGAAGAUCAUAUAGUCGAAGUUCUUCUGUCAAGUCGUCCGAUUCUCGACGAAAUCGUGAUGAACCCAUGGAAUUUCAAGAUGAUGAGGAGGAGGAGGACUCCGGAGAAGAGCCGCUCUCUGGAUCUUACACGUCGAAAAGUGGCUUGAUCCGUGGAUUGAAUGGAGUUACCGCGUCUCAUAUGCUGGGCAACGAGAUCAACACAGGUGUUCAACACGUGCGAAAGAUGGAGUCAGAUGAAGAUGAUAGCCAAUCUGCGUGUGACUUCUCAAACGUUCAGUUGAAUGUGACGAAAAUUUCGUUGCACAAUCCAAGUUUCGACUGUACAACGAAUGCGUGUCCUCCGAAAGAGGCGCGACCAGCUUCAAGCAAUCCGUCGACUGCAGGGCCUGUGGGGAAAAGUUGGGAGCCUCUGAAGAAAAGUAGUUCAUAUUCAGCGGUUGAAGGCCAUCGGUUGACUCACGAGGUGUCCAUUAAUCCUCGACACCAAGUUAAGAGCAGCGAUUCCGAUAAUGCCAAAUUCGCACCGAUCGCGACGAAGCCGCUUCAUCCCAUCCUCGACGUUUCUCAUCCCAACCGGCCGUCUACAUCCGUUUCUACGGAAGAGGCUACGCGUCACCUCCCUGAUACCAUCGACGAUUUGUUCAGAUCUGGGAAAGAAGCCCUGAUGCAUCUCGCGAGACAAGGUUCAACAGUGGACGUCGUGAAAGUUGUUGAUGAGUGUAUAAAAUUGAAAAGCGAAUACGACUCGAUUCUUCACGAGAUAGCGGAUUUGACGGAAAGGAAGGAUCAACUGGAAUAUGUAAUCGAGCGACUGAACCCGGAAAUCACGCAAGAUUUGAUUUCCUCUGCUUUCGCUCCUCAACCGAAUUUCAUGAAUUCGGUUCCGACAACAUCUCACCACGCACCUGCUCCUCCACGAAUGCAACCGUCAAUGUUGUCGAGUACCGCAUCUCAGCAGAUGCUCCUGUCCCGCACGUCUGGAUUCAACCCAGACACACCCGCCCCGCCUAUACCUCCGAAACUGUCAUCUGGCAAAGAAUUGAAUUCCGGAUCGUAUGGAGAAAUUUCCCCUGGUGGGUUGAGCGCAUAUCCCCAAAGCGCAAGGAAGCCGAUGAGUUACUCGUCAUCUGGCAUGCCGCCUUCAGGUCCUGGUCAGGGAAAUCGAUUAGGCGGCGGUAGCGGAAUACCCCCGCCGCACGGCUACCCCGUUGCCUCCCCGUCUAUGAUCAUUGACGACACUUCCGUAAUCGACUAUCGCUCUGGUAGUACCGGUGGAUUGAGCAAGCUGCCCGUGAGGGACUACCCCGACACUGUGCGACGAGUCGGAUACUCGAGUAGCGAUUAUCGCUCUAGCCCAUCGGCUCUGUUGCCCCCCAACCCAUCGGCUCCAGUGAAACGUUCCACUAUGCCUUACCGCGGCCCGGCCCCGCCGCCUCACCACGGCAUGGUUCAAGACUUCGGCCCAAAAUCAGGGCGAGAUUUCACGGGUGUUGGCGGAGGUGGUGGUGUUGGACCUCCACCUGCGCACGUGAGUCCGGUUUCGCCUGCACCCGAACGACGUGACACGCACCGCGAUCCUGGUUUGAUGAAUCAACGCGGAGGCCCCUUACCUUCGAUGACUGUUCCGUCGUCUUCGUCGUCGUCUGGUGGCCCGCAACAGAGUGGGUACUAUCACCAGAUGCCGACCCACCCGCAGCAGCAGCCUCAUCACCCGUCGAUGUACCAGAUGGUGUCCCCGACGCAGGGCUCGCAUUCGCAUUAUCAGCAGCAUUCUGGGGGCACGGGUUCAGCACCUUCUCCCGCUCCGGUGCCUCAGAUCCAUGGGCCUUCUGUUUCUGUUGCGUAUUCUCAGGCGAGUUCAACGCCUACCAUCCUGGAACGAGACCAAUGCCAUACCCGAAAGAUAAAAGGUGAUAUUUGCUGGAAGUGGGUUCCGUCACGUGAUCGUCGUCUCCCGUCUAUAGCACUCUUCGGGGAAGAAAAUGGAAUUCUAUUGGCUCACUUCUCGUGUCCGAGGAUCAAACUCGGCGACUGA
Molecule: messenger RNA, 3542 nt
Organism: Notodromas monacha
Lineage: Eukaryota; Metazoa; Arthropoda; Ostracoda; Podocopida; Cyprididae
Source: the annotation of a GenBank genome assembly